AUGCAUGAGAGAGUUGGAGAGAGGGUACCAGCUAUUAAGGAAGUGCCGGCGGGUUUGAGAGAGAGGGAGGUGGCUUCAGAGGGCGGCGACGACGGUUUCCGAGGGACUAAUUUGGCGGAGGAAGAAUCCCGGAGAGAGGAGAUCAGCAGCAGAAUCCCUCGUCGGAGCUAUUCCUUCCCACAGAAAGGCAUCGACGAUUUGACCGAGACGCUCUGUUGUUAUAUUCGGCCCAAGCCAAGCUCAAACAACAUGGGCCUGUUGGCCCAGCCCGUCACUAUGGAAGUAAUUGGGAGACGGUACUGCUAA
Linum trigynum is the source of this 306-nucleotide messenger RNA. The record is from the annotation of a GenBank genome assembly. NCBI's taxonomy places the organism in Eukaryota, Viridiplantae, Streptophyta, Magnoliopsida, Malpighiales, Linaceae.